Molecule: messenger RNA, 1434 nt
Organism: Capsicum annuum
Lineage: Eukaryota; Viridiplantae; Streptophyta; Magnoliopsida; Solanales; Solanaceae
Product: ethylene-responsive transcription factor-like protein At4g13040
Exons: 7
Coding region: 321-1028 (235 amino acids)
Biological process (GO): regulation of DNA-templated transcription
Molecular function (GO): DNA binding; DNA-binding transcription factor activity
Source: RefSeq, a predicted model, not a curated record
UCUUUCUUAGUACCUUUUAUUGGCCACUAGUUGUCUAGCUAGUCUAAUUGUUGGCAUUCCUUGCCUUUCUUUCUAAGCUUCUGCAAUUCUAUCAUGCAUCUUCAAAAGUCAGCGCUUCCCUUUCUUCCAUUGAAAUUGGCCGACGUUGUCUUGGAUUUUAACUCACAUAUUUCCGGCUGAUAACAUCUUUAAUUCAUUUUCACCUUUCCUUCACAAGGUGUUUACUGACGUAGAAAGUGUAUACUAACUAGCUAGUAAAGGCUAAAACUUCCACUACGUUUUCUGGGCUUAAUUUUAGCAGGCAAAAUUUGGCGAAUGCUAUGGUGAGCAUCCGAAGGCGCAAGCUGUUAGGACUUUGCUCUGGACGAAGCGCCUUCUUGGUUCCACUGCCAAAGUUUUCUGAGAAUGACCACUUUGCGGAACAUCGUUUCUUCAACAACAGACCCACUAGUGUCCAUCCAAUGACAUCAACUGAUAUUGAUGAGUCAAAAGAGAAAAUUGCUAUAAAGGUUGUUCCUGGAACAUCAAAUAGUCAUGCCUCUGGCUCCUUGAUGGAGCAGACCGCUCAACAAUUUCCAGAAGUUAAACGCAGAAAGCGACACAGGAGAAAGCACUUUGAAAACCAAGAGCCAUGUCUCAUGAGAGGUGUCUACUUUAAAAAUAUGAAAUGGCAAGCUGCAAUAAAAGUUGAUAAGAAACAAAUCCAUUUGGGUACAGUUGGCACUCAAGAAGAAGCUGCUAGACUGUAUGACAGGGCUGCUUUUAUGUGUGGGAGGGAACCAAAUUUUGAGCUUUCAGAGGAGGAGAAGCAGGAACUAAGACAAUUCAAAUGGGAUGAUUUUUUAGCAUUUACACGCUCAGCGAUUACUAACAAGAAAACUCGAAGAAGAAGUGGAGCUGGUGCACGGAGGAAAUCUGAGCCUUUAACUUCAGCACUGAACAGUGAGGAGGAAGAGGAGGGAGGGGAGCCAGAAAGCAAUGGGUUUUCAGCCUCUGAAGAUAUAGAGCACGACGUAUCGUUCUCUUGAUCCCCUCCUCUCUCCUCCAUUUUGUGAAUGCUGGAAAAAUAAUGCUAUUGAUUCUGUUCAGCUGGUCAGCCACGUACUUACAACUGGAUGAUUCUGUCAGUCGUAUAGAUUUACACAAAUAUAGGUGCCCCUAUUAGGGCGGGUUAUCAUAUACCUUUCUAUUGGCAAAGUUUAAUCGAGUUCGAUCACAAGUAUGUUAUUGUGCAUGCCUCGAGAUCUAUUGUCAUGCUUGAUUAACUUUGACAUGCAGAAGUGACUUUGAUCAGCAUCUCUUACCGGUGAAUAAUGGUAUAUGACGGGGAAAUAAAGGGACAUGACAAGAGGACUGUAGUAGGUUGACUGUUAAUAUACAACAAUCGAACCAUGUAACGCUUUGUUUAUAUCAAUAUAUUUAUGUAUGACGUCA